This is a messenger RNA of Nelumbo nucifera (sacred lotus), 1417 nucleotides long. RefSeq names its product putative pyridoxal 5'-phosphate synthase subunit PDX1. NCBI's taxonomy places the organism in Eukaryota, Viridiplantae, Streptophyta, Magnoliopsida, Proteales, Nelumbonaceae. Gene Ontology annotation, molecular function: amine-lyase activity. Gene Ontology annotation, biological process: amino acid metabolic process; pyridoxine biosynthetic process; pyridoxal 5'-phosphate biosynthetic process. The record is from RefSeq and is a predicted model, not a curated record.
GCCGUGUGAGUGUGGAAGCGUUCAAUUUCCUCGCUUCACUUAUCCCUAUUUUCCUGUCCCGUCUUUCGCAGCCACAACCCUCUCUCUCUCUCUCUCUCUCUCUCUCGCUCCCCCUCUAUCAUUAUCGCUCGAGCUCGUGUGUGACUGUGAAGAUCACUUUGCAUCUUUAGACGAGAUGGCUGGAACCGGUGUUGUCACGGUCUACGGCAAUGGAGCCCUCACCGAGGCCAAGACGUCCCCCUUCUCCGUCAAGGUUGGACUCGCUCAGAUGCUCCGUGGUGGCGUCAUUAUGGACGUUGUCAACGCCGAACAGGCUAGGAUCGCCGAGGAGGCUGGCGCCUGCGCUGUCAUGGCUCUCGAGCGCGUCCCUGCCGACAUACGUGCCCAGGGCGGUGUCGCUCGGAUGAGCGACCCCGGCCUUAUCAAGGAAAUCAAGCAAGCCGUCACCAUUCCCGUCAUGGCCAAGGCUCGGAUCGGGCACUUCGUCGAAGCUCAGAUCCUUGAGGCAAUCGGUGUCGAUUAUGUUGACGAGAGCGAAGUCCUCACUGUCGCUGACGACGAGAACCACAUCAACAAGCACAACUUCAGGAUUCCAUUUGUCUGCGGCUGCCGCAACCUCGGCGAGGCUCUGCGGAGGAUUCGCGAAGGUGCGGCCAUGAUUCGGACCAAGGGUGAAGCUGGCACUGGUAACAUUAUUGAGGCCGUCAGGCAUGUGCGUUCGGUGAUGGGUGAUAUUAGGGUUCUUCGCAACAUGGACGACGAUGAGGUCUUCGCCUUUGCUAAGAAGAUUUCUGCGCCGUAUGAUUUGGUCAUGCAGACUAAACAGCUGGGCAGGCUCCCCGUUGUUCACUUCGCCGCCGGUGGUGUGGCUACUCCGGCCGAUGCUGCGCUGAUGAUGCAAUUGGGCUGCGAUGGUGUAUUCGUCGGCUCCGGUGUGUUCAAGAGUGGUGACCCGGCUCGCCGCGCUCGGGCGAUUGUUCAGGCCGUGACUCAUUACAGUGACCCGGAGAUUCUUGCCGAGGUGAGCUGCGGACUGGGUGAGGCCAUGGUCGGGCUUAAUCUUAAGGACGACAAAGUCGAGAGGUACGCGAACCGAUCAGAGUAGGCUUGUCCGUGUUGAUAAUUGGUGGUGAUGAGGAACCAGAGAGGCAAAUGGGUUCGUGUUGAAUUGAAUUGCUUGGAGGUGAGCUCUGGAUGUAGCUCAUCAAUAUAUUGGUUUUUUAACUUCAUCUAUUGUCUUUGAUAGCACUAGAAACUUCUGGUGGGAAUCCCUGGAAUUACUUGAUUCCCUCUUCACAUACAGUAGUGAGGUUAUAAGAUUGAUUUCUUCUAUGUUACUGAAGAAACUACUUUGUCCUUCUUAUGAAUUAAUUUUAAUCUGAUUCAGGUAUUCAUUUCUGAUGAUUUUAUGGUAGAA